AUGCGUCUCCUCCCCCUCCUCCCCCUAGCUCUGCUAGCACAGGCACAUUCCCCACCAUGCACGAACAAAACAGACGCCACCCGCGACGCGAUAAUGGAAAUCAUCACCUCCCCACACACAGACGAAGUAGACCUCCUCGCCGCCAAAAGCCUGUACACAUUAUCCAAGUGGCAGAAAAAACACGACAGGAAUAACACCUGUACGAUUGAGAAUGCUGUGAGACGACGAGAAUGGUCCAACCUCUCGGGCCGCGAGAGAAUCGCAUACACAGAUGCUGUGAAAUGCCUGCAACGAUUACCGGCGAAGACUAAUUCCACGUACGCGCCGGGUGCGAAGUCGCGGUUUGAUGAUUUUGUGGUUACGCAUAUUGAGCAGACGUUGAGUAUUCAUGAUACGGCGAAUUUUUUGACCUGGCAUCGGUAUUAUGUUUAUACUUAUGAAAAGGCGUUGAGGGAUGAGUGUGGGUAUGAGGGGUAUCAACCUUAUUGGAAUUGGGGGAAGUACGCUAAGGAUCCGAUUCAUUCUCCGCUUUUUGAUGGGAGUGAGACAAGUAUGGGAGGAAACGGCGCAUACGUCAAUCACACCGGUGUGCUCAUCACCGGUACUCCAGCUCCGUAUGAUGUUAUACCGCCAGAUCAAGGAGGUGGUUGUGUGACCACUGGUCCAUUCUCAAACAUGACAGUCAACCUCGGCCCCCUCGCCGCCUCCAUCUCAGGCGUCCCAUCUAACCCCCUCCCUAACGGUCUAGGCCACAACCCCCGCUGUCUGCGUCGAGACGUGAAUAAAAACUCCGCUACCGUAACAACCAGCAACUACACGUACGCGCUUAUAACCGAGAGUGAGACGCUCGCGCGCUUUCAGAGGGUGAUGCAGGGAGAGUUCAGCUUAGGGAAGUGGGGUGUACAUACGGGGGGACACUAUACUGUUGGUGGGGAUCCUGGGGGUGAUUUCUUCGCUUCCUCGGGCGAUCCCACAUUCUACCUGCACCACGGAAUGAUCGAUCGCGUGUACUGGCUUUGGCAACUCCAGGAUUUGAGUACGAGACUUAAUGAGGUGGCGGGCACGAUUACGUUGGGGAAUGUGCCGCCGAGUCGGAAUGGAACGGUGGAUGAUGUUGUGGGGUUGGGUGUUAAUGCGAAGGGUGUUAGGUUGGGGGAGUUGUUGAAUACUAUGGGGGGUUUGGGGAGGGAGUUUUGUUAUGUUUAUGUUUAG
Glarea lozoyensis ATCC 20868 is the source of this 1212-nucleotide messenger RNA. Its product is annotated as Di-copper centre-containing. Lineage: Eukaryota; Fungi; Ascomycota; Leotiomycetes; Helotiales; Helotiaceae. The record is from RefSeq and is a predicted model, not a curated record. Gene Ontology annotation, molecular function: oxidoreductase activity. The coding region runs from base 1 to 1212 and encodes 403 amino acids. The transcript has 8 exons.